AUGGCCGAUCAUUAUUGGAGCGAACGUCCUAAAUCGCCGCCUCCCUCAUAUUCAGCAUCAGAUCCCGCGGCCGGUUCGAGCCGCGACCCGCCCCCGCCAUAUCGUCCAAACCCCGCCGCCGCGCCAGAGAGAAAUGAGCGAACACCGCUCAUUCGCCGCCAGCCUGUCAUUGUGAUCCCGCGACCUCCUAGAAUCAACAUCUCCGUCCGGCAGGCCCCUAGAAUCAAUAUCGUCAUCCCGCGACCGCCGAGAAUCAAUUUUACGACCCGCCUGAGAUGCCAAGACGUCCUCACCAUCCUUCUCCAACUUGCUGCUGUCUCGUUUUUCGCAUACUUCAUCUGGUUCCUGGCAACUUCGUGGUAUUCUAGCUUUGGUAACCCGACGCUUCACGACGAUCUGCCGAUUUAUAAUGUCGCCAUCAUUGGAGCCGGUCCCGCGGGCAUCGCGGCAGCCCAAUAUCUUCACUAUUCUCAAGCAUCGCGAGAUAUGCGCUUCAACAUCACUAUUUUGGAGUCAAAACCAAUAGUUGGUGGCAUGCUCGCGCUGCAUGAUUCGAGUGGAGGGCCCGUGUACCCCAAUGAUGACCCAAUGCAAAGCCCCAUCACAGCGGAAGACAUCGUUGGCCCUGCACUAAUGUGGCAGAACUCGCUUUUCACGCAAGACUCGGAAAAGAUACUCGGAGAUUCGAUUUCUUUUAAUGAGCUUGACACUGACUUUGUCGGUUUUUACGAGAAUAAGGAUUGGAUUGCGUCGGCCGUGCGACCCUACGACAGAUCUCCCGUUACUACAUGGGGUCGACUCAUCUGGACCUAUGGCGCCUCGGUAUGGCGGGCGGCUGCGUUCAAUAGACACGGAAACUUACGGAAAAGGAUGCUUGAAGCGCCUGUGACAACAGAGCCUGGAGAGAUAUUCAGUGCACUCGGAGUCCUCGAGCCUCUACAGCAGUGGGCAAGAGAGCUUUUGAAUAAAACCGGCAUAAGUGAUCGCUAUGCGACAGAAAUUCUCGCACCCCAAACCCGUCGCGCUUUCGGUCAGGGGCUCGAUGAUCUAACGGGAUUCGCCGCCAUGCUAGCCGCGUCACAGGAAGACUCGGCGCACGCUUACACUGGCGGUCAUUUGAUCGAACGACUGGAACACAUCGUGCGCAAGCUUGGUGUGCCCGUGCAUACAUCUACACGUGUUCUCGGGCUACGCAACGAUUGGGAAGGGAAUCAAUGGACCGUUCGAUAUGAAAUGGUCAUCCUAGCAGCCCUUGACUUUGAAAUCCGCCUCGAAGACGGCUAUGGCAAUGUCAGGAACCUUUCAUCGUUCCAAGAUACAGGUCUAAAGAAAGAAUUGGGCGACCCUAGAGAUGAAAUGUUCAUUCCGGUUCAUAUAACUUUCUUCACCACGAACGUGAAGCUUGCUACAUGGCAUUAUCAUGAUCAAGCGCUGUUCGUUGAUGGCGCAGAUGGCGUAUACGAGAUUGAGCUCGUGCGCAAGACUACGAGUUAUAGGGAGACGCAAUACCUUUAUCGAAUCCUUUCCCGAUCGUCGGUGCUUAACUACCUGAAGAACAACUACGGUAUUCUAUGGAGUUAUGAAACAAGCAUAGCGAAUUGGCAUCCCGUGAGAAUCCCUCUGUUUCACAUGCCAGUCUUGAAGUAUCCGCCAGCCGCAGGCCUGUGGUGGUCAAGUGCGAUCCAACAAGCUUGGUCAACGGUUGAUCUCAAUUGGUUAGCUGGUAAGGCUAUUGCAGAUGACCUGAUCAAGGAGAUCUUGGCAGGGAAGUAAGAACUAUGUCAAUGGAAGCAUCAUGAGCGCGAUUCCGUAACGAUCAAUGUAAUACUGUUGAUUCGCUAGCUACGAUUCGUGGUGCGAUAUGUAUUGCGAUUGGAAUUUCAGUAAGAGGGAACACUAAUAUCUGGAGAAAUGGAACAUUCUAUUUGUUCCUUAGGC
Messenger RNA from Xylaria bambusicola, 1938 nucleotides. RefSeq lists its product as uncharacterized. NCBI's taxonomy places the organism in Eukaryota, Fungi, Ascomycota, Sordariomycetes, Xylariales, Xylariaceae. The coding region runs from base 1 to 1773 and encodes 590 amino acids. Gene Ontology annotation, biological process: prenylated protein catabolic process. The transcript has 5 exons. Gene Ontology annotation, molecular function: prenylcysteine oxidase activity. The record is from RefSeq and is a predicted model, not a curated record.